Molecule: messenger RNA, 1118 nt
Organism: Pelagomonas calceolata
Lineage: Eukaryota; Pelagophyceae; Pelagomonadales; Pelagomonadaceae
Source: the annotation of a GenBank genome assembly
AACGGCUCCAAACGUGCCAGCGCUAGAGCUAUGCCUGGCUGCCUCCGCGUGGUACAUUGAAGGGAGGGCAGCCCCACGACGCGCCAUGCGCGGCCCCACGGUUUACCUCCUCCUGGCCACCGUAAGAUCAGAGGACUGGGUCCAAAAAACCACUGACAAUAUAGAACGAGCCUGGCCCUCGGCCCUCGACCGGAGACUUAGUACAGGAGGCGCCUGCGACGCCGACGCCGCCCUCACGACCUUCCAGAAGUGCCUGAAGGCGCAGUGCCCGACGAUCAUCGACAGUAAAGCGGCGACGCUUUACGUGUUUCCAGCACAAAAUGACACCGCGACCACCUGCCAAGAAGCGAGAGAACUCCCUGCUUUCAGAGACGCCUGCUGCGCGUCGCAGCUCAUCGAGUACGCCUGCGGGCACCACCGAUCUUAUGUGGGGGAGGGCGCGAAGGGCUACCAGCAGGCCAAGGCCAUGGCCAUCCAGCAAAGGAACUCGCUGAAGUGGGUCGAGGGGGAAGAUUAUGACGAUAGUGGCUGUCGGGACGCGUGGCGGGCCGUCGUGGAAUGUGUCUGGCACAACGGUGUAACGAAUAAGGGCCUCGACUGCGACAUGACGUGCCCCGAGCCGAGGACGCCCGCGCCAUCCAUGGCGCCGUCUUCCACAAACCAAAUCUACCCCACGAAGAUGCCCACGAUGCCCGAAAGUCACCUGGAAAAGUGCCCCUGCUCCAGCGACUGGGGCUGGGACCGCAAAUCCCUCGGGAACGGCUGGGCCGACGGCAGCGGCAAGCCUGGUAGUCAUGAGGGCGGCGCCGACCCGAACGACCCGGACCACUGGCGCUGCCGCCACGCGCUCGGCGGCGGGCCGGGCGGUUCUGGGAGGCGCGGCGGGCCGCGGCCCAAAUCCGAGGGCCAGGAGGGCACGAAGAAGGCCAAGGGCCGCUACAACGGCCACCGGGGCGAGUGCGGGCCGCGCCUGCCCGACGAGGGCCGGGCCGCCGGCGGGCCGCGGUCCGCGAACGCGGACCUGUACCCGCCGUGCGCCGUGAAUGCCGCGCUCCCGUCCGCGCCGGGGGUCGCGCUGCUCCUGUUCGCGGCGUUCGUCGCGUAAGAUUGCUUGUGUA